GAUCUAACAAAAUUUCCCACAAUGUCAUACAAGGACAAUCCAGCGUUCGGUCACAAGUCCAGUGGUCUAUUUAGUAAUAGCUCCCCAGCACACCUCACCGUCUGUCCGGGACCAUCUGCAUGAUCCUCAUAUUCAGCAUCCGAUGCAAGCAGUAUUCCAAGCGCCGGUCCAUCAAAGGCAAGACAGUGGAUACUACCAUCAAUAUGCUCCUCAGACACAUAAUCGAGCCAAUAAUCAUACAGAUGCGCUGGCUCCUCAGAUCCAUCAACUACAGUAUCCCUACAAUGGCUACUUGGCAAACGGACCUGGUGUCGUUGUACAUCAUCAAGUCUUGCCCGAUCCAAACGAAGAACCAACCUCCACCAAAAUCACAGCCGAACAGAUGAUGCAGAAACUGUGCAAUAAGCUUGAUGCCCACGAAACCAUGUUGAACAACCUAUGCAGCAAGUUUGAUCAAUUUCAAUAUCAAGUGAGCUACCAUCAUAACUGGAUGAUAAAAGACUUCUGCCCUCAAUUCAAAGCAUUCGGCUCCAAGCUCGAAAGAGUAUUGAGCAUAACAGCCGAAACUAGAACAACAACUUCUGCCGCAGACGCUUCAGGCUCGUUGAACGGCGAUGAACCUGCCUUCGAAAACGUCCAAGUAGUGACCAGUGGUCAAGGCAAUGUCGAAUCAUCGCCAGUCAGCGAGGCGAGCUUCCGGCCUGUUCAGCAGAUUCAUGUCACUGCUGAACAGCGGAACGGCAGUCCGAACACGUUUCAAGGUACCAUCAGACAGCGCCUGGACUCCAUAGCUCUAAAGCAGGUGAACGAAGACGUUCUGCGGGACAAACUUUGUAAUAAGAUCACUGAAGAGUUUGGUGCUGUGAAGACUUUGAUGUACAUGGUCUUCAAGAAUCAGGGUCUUAUGCAAAAUUGCCUCACAGCUUUCAGUAGAGAGCAAAGUCAACAUGUGCUUGAAACUGAAAUGCCGCUCGACCGAUGCUUGACCAACCAGAUGAGCACAAAUCAGGGGUUGAGGCUUUCUGAGAAAUGGUUAAAGGAGGGUCUGACGAAUGUCGACGAUACUCUGGAGAGGCUGGAAGGAAAACACGACACAAGUCUGCAGAUCAGGGAGGAAAUGGUCGAAGAAGCCUUGGAAAACCGACGUCCUCUCUCGCUAUCCGAUAUCGUCCAUAUUGACCAAGAGCCAUCCAGUCCGAUUCCCAGUCUCGAGGAGAUAAGGGAGGAAGAUCUCAACGUCGAGGUCCAAGAUCAGGGCACGCAGACGUUCGAAUACGACAUGGAAUUCCACCAUCAUCAGGCACGCAUGUCGCCAGAGGUGAACAUCCACGACGAUGACCAAAUUUCUGGUUACCGUGGAGCAGCGGAGUCCGUAGCGCGAGGAACGCAAACCUAUGAGCUCGAUACCUCACUUCACUAUGCAUCGGCAUCUUCUUCAGUCAUGACUCCCCACGAAGAGUGUCUGGAUUCCAAUGCAGCAGCAGAAGGUCCAGGUAUCCCAGAUUCGCAGACUCGAGCGCCAGAAGAGCAACCUCAGACAGAGAUCUUACCAUUACCGACUGUUACUACUAUCCUCGAUAUGAGCGAGAUGCAACGAGACAUGUUGCCACAAAUUUUAUCUGAGAUACGCAAUCUAGAAAAUCAAGUCUCGAAAGUCUCAUGCCAGAUCAAGCAAUGGGAGACUCGAGCACAUAGCCAGGUCCUGUCCAUCCAAGCAGCGCUUCCUCUAACAACGACUCCCGGUGCUGGUGAAGACGAGGCGACCGGGUUCAGACUGCCAAGCCCAGAAUCUGUAAAUGACAACUCUGUGAAGAUAACAUCGACCGUGGACCUGGAGAAGAGGAGAAAGCACAAAGCUGUCGCUACGCGAUCAAUCGAGACACCGGGUCGAGGGGAAGUUGUACCAAAACAUGUCUUCGAAGCACCAAAGAGGACUAAAUCGAAGCAAGGUAAAAGCCACAUCUUCUCCGAGGAAGGCAGAGUUGGUGGUCAAAAGCAUCCAACGAAUAGUACUCUGGCUACGGCCAAUAGUAAUGCUGAGCGUUCACAUGGACGAAUGGGCCAGGAACGCAAGUGGGAGCAGCCAGAGAUCACAAGUUCUCGAGAAAAUUUGCUGCAGCAGCAACGGCAUGCGUACCGCAAGAAGCAGAGGAUGUCAUAGAUAAUCUCAGCCCCAGAUAGCUGGAGUGCAACGUUGGCGCUUGGUUCUGGCCGACAAUAGCGCCGCGGCAGUCUUCCUUCAAACGUCUGACUGCAUUACACAUUGGAUCUGCUGAAGAUUUGCUGUGUACGGAGCGACACCAAGGCCUCGAGCGGCUGUCGAAGCAGACACGGAAUUGAAAGCCUGUUUCUGGUUCAGUCUCACGCGAGUCGUGACGAGUGUUUAGCGAGCCCAUUGGAUCUACGAUUAUAGUAAAGCAGGAAUACUUUGUGUCCCUUCCCCGCUUGACCAUACUCAUUUCGGGGUACAUGGCACUGUCCAACGGUGGCAGUCUGGAGUAUGUAGAUAAGAUUGUUGCUCGAAGCCAGAAGUCACCCAUGGUUGAGACAUUUUGCAAAGAAGAAGCAUG
Messenger RNA from Aureobasidium subglaciale EXF-2481, 2570 nucleotides. RefSeq lists its product as uncharacterized. Bases 143 to 2161 code for a protein of 672 amino acids. The transcript has a single exon. The record is from RefSeq and is a predicted model, not a curated record. Lineage: Eukaryota; Fungi; Ascomycota; Dothideomycetes; Dothideales; Saccotheciaceae.